Molecule: messenger RNA, 720 nt
Organism: Talaromyces stipitatus ATCC 10500
Lineage: Eukaryota; Fungi; Ascomycota; Eurotiomycetes; Eurotiales; Trichocomaceae
Product: glutathione S-transferase Ure2-like, putative
Exons: 1
Coding region: 1-720 (239 amino acids)
Source: RefSeq, a predicted model, not a curated record
AUGUCGACUACCAUCAAACCCAUCAAGCUCUACGGAGGAAUCCUCGGUCCCAAUCCCCUAAAAACAGCACUGAUAUUGACCGCACUCGAAGUACCCUUUGAAAGCAUCCUCAUCCCUUUCGAUCAACUGAAACAACCCGAGUACGAAGCCAUCAACCCCAAUGGCCGCCUCCCAUCCAUCCACGACCCCAACACUGGCUUAACAGUCUGGGAAAGCGGAGCUAUUAUUGAGUAUCUCAUUGAGCAAUACGACAGCAAAGAACCUCGCAAGCUAAGUUUUGCACCGAGAGGUGCAGAAGCUCAACUCGCACGCUCCUUUCUCUAUUUGCAGGUCACAGGGCAAGGUCCAUACUACGGCCAGGCGUACUGGUUCAAGAAUUUCCAUCAUGAGAAACUCCCCUCUGCCGUGGAACGAUACGUCAACGAAAUCAAGCGCGUCACUGGUGUGCUUGAUAAAUGGUUAAGCCAGCAGAAAGAAGCCCACAAGGACAACAUCGGCGACGGUCCUUGGUUGGUGGGUAACAAGCUCUCAUAUGCCGACCUCGCGUUCAUCUCCUGGCAGAGAAUCGCACAGGCCAAUUUCGCUGAUGAUGGGUAUGAUGUGAACGCUUUUCCUCAUGCGAAGGACUGGUUGGAGCGUAUGACUUUGAAGGAGUCUUUGGGAGCGGUAUUGGAGGAGCAUGAUACGGCGAUGGCGAAAGCAAGACAGGCACACAAGUAA